Messenger RNA from Trypanosoma rangeli, 1524 nucleotides. Its product is annotated as polyol:NADP oxidoreductase. Bases 1 to 1524 code for a protein of 507 amino acids. Gene Ontology annotation, biological process: mannitol metabolic process. The transcript has a single exon. Lineage: Eukaryota; Euglenozoa; Kinetoplastea; Trypanosomatida; Trypanosomatidae. The record is from RefSeq and is a predicted model, not a curated record. Gene Ontology annotation, molecular function: oxidoreductase activity, acting on the CH-OH group of donors, NAD or NADP as acceptor.
AUGCAUCUGAGUGAGAAAACCAUCGAUCAACUUCCACCGCAUGUGGAGUCGUUGGGAUUCGAUCGCAGCAGCAUCCGGCCGGGUAUUCUGCACUUUGGGGUGGGGCAAUUCUGUCGCGGCCAUCUCAUGCUGUACGUGCGUGACAUCCUUCGCCUUUCUGCGGCGGAGGGGGGUCGCUACAAUAACUGGGGAGUUGUGGGCGUGAACGUUGUGCGCGAGGAGGAGGGCAAGCGAAAGCAGGACAGUUUCAGGCGGCAGAGCUGUCUCUACACCCUCACCCUCACCUCCUCGCAGGGAAAGUCGGAGCACUGCCUGAUGGGGUCCAUGCUCGACUACAUCUACGCCCCAGAGGAGCAGAGAAGGCUGCUGAAGAUGCUCGUGGACCCCUGCAUUGCCAUUCUCUCACUUACCAUCACGGAGGGCGGCUACAACAUUGACGAGAAACGGGAUGUGUUUGACUGCAGCGACGCGAACGUGCAGAAGGACCUGCACAAUCCACAUGCUCCUAUCACCACAUUUGGGUACAUUGUGGAGGGCCUCCGCCGGCGCCGGGAAAAAGGGGUGAGACCCUUCACUGUCAUGUCCUGUGACAACCUUCGUCACAACGGGGACGUGGCAAAGAAGGCGGUGCUUGGAUAUGCCCGCGCCGUCGAUGCGGAUCUUGCAGCAUGGAUUGAGGCCAAUGUCAUGUUUCCCAACAGUAUGGUUGAUCGCAUAACUCCUGCCACGACGCCGCAGGUUCGUGAUCACCUCAACGCAAGAACCGGCAUCUGCGAUGCGGAGCCAGUGCUGGCUGAGGAUUUCUGCCAGUGGGUGAUUGAAGACAAGUUUUGUAACGGGGUUCGACCGCCGUGGGAUCGCGUGGGCGCUACGUUUUCCAACGAUGUGGCCGGCUACGAGCAGGUAAAGGUGCGCAUCCUGAACUCCUCGCAUAUUAUGCUAACCUGGCCUGGUCUGCUCCUCGGACUGCACUACGUGCACGAGGCACUUGGGAACAAGGAGAUCUACAGGCUGGUAGAAGAGUCACUCGACAAGGACAUCCUUCCGACGUUGCGAGCUCCGGAAGGGUUGAAUCUUGUCGCCUACAAAGAGAAGGUGCUUUCGCGCUUUAUGAACAUCGCCCUUGGUGACCAGCUGCUGCGUGUGGCGGGCGAUGGCUGCUCAAAGGUGCAGGUGUUUUGGACCAACAACCUUACAGCCAUUCUGCAAGAAGGGCGGGAUCACGCCCGUUUUGCCUUCGGCCUUGCCGCGUUCCUCGAGGCGUUGAGAGGCAGGAGCGAGAAUGGCAAGACCUUCCCGGUGUUUGAGCCAAAGAUGCCGAAGGACUACAAGAUGCUUGUGAUGGACAGGGAUCUCGCCGCCCCGCUGAAGCUCCCCGCAUUUGACGCCUGGCGCAUGCUGGACCACGCGCAACUUGAUCGCGACGUCGUCAUGUACCGUCGCCUCAUUCAAGAACGGGGCGUGCUCGGGGCACUGCCGUGGAAGGUGAGGGAAUCCGCGCAGGGGCCAGCAUCCCGCCUGUGA